Molecule: messenger RNA, 1872 nt
Organism: Saccharomycodes ludwigii
Lineage: Eukaryota; Fungi; Ascomycota; Saccharomycetes; Saccharomycodales; Saccharomycodaceae
Gene: APM3
Product: Apm3p
Exons: 1
Coding region: 1-1872 (623 amino acids)
Biological process (GO): intracellular protein transport; endocytosis
Cellular component (GO): clathrin adaptor complex; cytoplasmic vesicle
Source: RefSeq, a predicted model, not a curated record
AUGUUUGACUUUAUUAAUUCAAUUGCAUUUUAUAUUACCGAAGCUACCUGUGCUUCUAUUCCAAAUGGAAGUCCUAACAAUCAGGGUCUUCCUUCAGUAUCAGUUGCUGUCAUAAAAAACAGUAAUAAAGCUAUCGGCAGCAAAAAUAACAACCCAUGUGAGAUUUUUGAGUAUGUUUUUCAACCUUCAAUAUAUUAUAAUAGUAACAAUAGUAAUAAUAAUAAUAAUAAUAAUAAUAAUAAUAAUAAUAGUAAUAGUAAUAGUAAUAGUAAUAACAAUUCACAGCUAAGAAAAACCAUACUUAGAAGGAUCAAAAAUUCAAAUAACGAUAAUUCUAAUAAUAUGUUUAAAGUAUUUCAAAAUUAUAUAUUAUACAAAUUUCAAACUGCCUCAUUAAAUUAUUGGUUAUUAGUUAACAACUCCAACAAGAGCAUUGUGGGGAAAGAUUAUGGCAUGCUUGACUGUUUAAAAGUGUUAGAAACCAUGAAUUACAUUUUAGAGAAUUAUUUUGAUAAAGAUAAUGAUGACAGCAAUAGUUUAUUAUUUUUCUCAAAAAUAUUAAAGGAAGCAGAUCGUGUUAAUUUAAUAAUACAAUUUGUUCAACAGACAAAUGAACAGGAUACUGACAUUAACAGAUUGAAAGAGGUUAUCCCAUUAAAAAUCACAUUGUCGAAAUUUAUAAAUAAUACAACAAGAAGUUUGAAAGCAGGAGGAACAAGUGGAGCGGUCAGUGCUUUACAUAAUAGUAUUGCUGCUACUAAGGCCAAUGUUACUUCUACCUCCACCAAUUCUAUGUUGAGCUCUAAUAACAGAAGUUCAUCCCUCAGUUAUAAUAUAGAAGAUCGUGUUGUCCCAUGGAGAAGUAGCAAUGGGAAUAGUGUUUCUGUGACUGGGAGUGGCUCCAGUGGUAUUAACAAUGAAAUAUAUAUCGACAUAAUUGAAAACGUUAAUGUCUUGUACAAAAUACAUCAGUGUAACAACACAAAUAAUAAGCAUCGCAGCAAUGGCAGCUAUGUUGGUAACAAUAAUACUGGCAAAAAAUUACUAAUUACUGAUGACAUUCAGGGCGAGAUCAAAUUUAACUCUCAAUUGGAUCACAAUUCCCCAUUAAUUAAUCUGAAAUUUGAUACAAAAGGACUCGAUUUAUUUGAUAAUUGUGUAUUCCAUAAAUGUGUUGAGCUUGGAAACAAAAAUAAAAAUAAAAAUCUUCAAAAUACCAACACUAACAGUAUAAAAUUUAUACCACCAGAUGGUAAAUUUACAUUGUUGAAAUAUACUGCUAGCACUUCUACUAAUGUUAUAAGUGGCAGCAGAAAUAGCGUUUCUGGAAAUGAAGGGUUAAUUUCUCUAAACGUCAAGACUGGGUUGGGUUUGGAUAAAUCAGAAUUUGAAAUUAAUGUGAAUAUUGAAAUGUCCACUAAGACGGAGCAGAUUGAAGAUUUAGUUAUUCAACUAUAUUUUCAAAAUAGUAGCGAUAGUUUUGAUACUGCAAGUAAUGGUAUUGCUAGUAAUACUGGUGGGGAUUGCGCUUCGGAGGAUUGUAAGCUUAAAAUUAUCAACAAUACGCAUGGUAUAAUAGAAAGAAAUAACAAUAGCAUUAAUAAUGUUUGGAGUUGGAUUUUCGAUAAAAACACUAGUACAGGCAUCUUCCCUGUAUUAAGAGGAUACAUUGAAUGUAGUAAUAGUUCUUCUAGUGCUUCUCUUGGUAUAUUUCCAGAAUUAAUAUCAAUGAGUUAUAAAAAUCAGGGGCAAUUGCAUAGUGGCAUUACUGUUAAUUCAGUAGAAAUAUUGAAUGCCGGGGCUAACGCCUUAAAACCCUAUAAGGGUGUAAAAUAUACUACCAACGUAAAAGAUUAUGUAAUUAGAUGUUAA